AUGAACGACAGGCCUCCUGAGUCUCCCAGUGGUAUUAAGGUUGGUGAGGACGGGGCUAGGUACGUGGGUGGCUCUGUUAGAAGCGAUGGUUCGGUGAGGAAGACCGUCAAAAUCAGGCCGGGGUUUGUGCCGGCAGAGGACGUCCCUAAGUACGUUAUUCGUGCCCGUAGAACGGAAGGUCCUGGUAAUGCCAGUUCAGGAGGACCUGGUGGAGCCUCGAGACCGCAGUUCAGGCCAAGUGCUGCUUUUGGAUUGAUCACAAAGACGCUACAGGACAACAGAACAGCUGAUAAGAGAGAUAAUGCUAGAAGCGGGCCAGAUCAGACUGAUGACCUGGCUGAUGCUUUGUCCAAGGUUUCUAUAGCUGAUAAGACCAGUCGGGAUGAAAAGAGAGUGGAAGGCAGUGAUAGUGAUACUGCUAAGAAGAACGGUUUGAAAGAGCGUUCUGGUGCUUCCCGACCAGACGAUACGGUGUCUAAGACUAGAUCAGAAUUUACAAAGCACUUGAAAUCGAAGACAGAAAGUAGUCAAUUGGCUUCGGAAGAAGAACCGAUAGGGUUGAAGUCGAAAUCAAUGCGUCACCCGAUUAGAAACAGUAGAAGCAAAGAUAAAAAGUUAAAUCCGACGACAUCCCAGAAACCAAGCGAAAAAGAACAGAAGGACUCUAGUAAAUCCAUUGAGUCGAGUGAAAAGAGUAAUGAUAGAGAAUCAAAAGCUUCGCUAUCUCCGGAAACAACUGAAAAAGAACAGAACAGGUCUAGUAAAUCCAUCGAGCCAACUGGAAGGACAAUACCGACUUCAAAAGAUGCAGAAAGAUCUAGUCCUGCAUCUACUACUUCUGAGAAAGGGGGUUCUAGAGCGUAUGUUCCUCCAUGGAAGAGAAAUAAUGAUAAGCGUGCAUGA
Molecule: messenger RNA, 903 nt
Organism: Sugiyamaella lignohabitans
Lineage: Eukaryota; Fungi; Ascomycota; Dipodascomycetes; Dipodascales; Trichomonascaceae
Exons: 1
Coding region: 1-903 (300 amino acids)
Biological process (GO): exon-exon junction complex disassembly
Cellular component (GO): exon-exon junction complex; cytoplasm
Molecular function (GO): RNA binding
Source: RefSeq, a predicted model, not a curated record